Galeopterus variegatus (Sunda flying lemur) is the source of this 2357-nucleotide messenger RNA. RefSeq names its product beta-1,4-N-acetyl-galactosaminyl transferase 1 (gene B4GALNT1). Gene Ontology annotation, biological process: ganglioside biosynthetic process. The record is from RefSeq and is a predicted model, not a curated record. Bases 1 to 1839 code for a protein of 612 amino acids. Gene Ontology annotation, cellular component: Golgi membrane. NCBI's taxonomy places the organism in Eukaryota, Metazoa, Chordata, Mammalia, Dermoptera, Cynocephalidae. Gene Ontology annotation, molecular function: hexosyltransferase activity. The transcript is spliced from 10 exons.
AUGCGGGAGAGGACGAGAAGAAAGGAGGCCGGGGACCCUGAGACCCGCCCGGGAGUGAGGGGAGGGGGUACCGGGAAAACCAUUAGCGGUGCAAAUCCUAGCGCGAUGUGUGCAGUGGAGAGCGCCCUUGGGAGCCGGCAGGAGGCUCCGAGAUCGCAGGGGUCAAGAGCCCCAGCCCUCGGCCUCCCUCUGGCCCUUUCUCACCUCCCCUCCUACCCCCACCCCAGGAUGCGGCUGGGCCGCCGGGCCCUCUGCGCGCUGGUCCUGCUGCUCGCGUGCGCCUCGCUGGGGCUCCUGUACGCGAGCACCCGGGACACGCCGGGCCUCCGGGCACCUCUUGCGCUCUGGGCGCCCCCACAGGGCCCCCCCAGGCCCGAGCUGCCAGACCUUGCCCCCGAGCCCCGCUACGCACACAUCCCAGUUAGGAUCAAGGAGCAAGUGGUAGGGCUGUUGGCUCAGAACAACUGCAGUUGUGAGUCCGGUGGGGGGGGCCUUCCCCUCCCUUUCCAGAGACAGGUCCGAGCCAUUGACCUCACAAAGGCCUUUGACCCUGAGGAGUUGAGGGCUGCCUCUGCCACAAGGGAGCAGGAGUUCCAGGCCUUCCUUUUGAGGAGCCAGUCCCCAGCUGACCAGCUGCUCAUAGCCCCUGCCAACUCCCCCUUACAGUACCCCCUGCAGGGUGUGGAGGUUCAGCCCCUCAGGAGCAUCUUGGUGCCAGGGCUGAGCCUGCAGGCAGCUUCUGGUCAGGAGGUAUACCAGGUGAACUUGACUGCCUCCCUGGGCACCUGGGAUGUGGCAGGGGAAGUGACUGGAGUGACUCUCACUGGAGAGGGGCAGCCAGAUCUCACCCUUGUCAGCCCAGGGCUAGACCAACUCAACCGGCAGCUGCAACUGGUCACUUACAGCAGCAGAAGCUACCAGGCCAACACAGCGGACACAGUCCGGUUCUCCACGGAGGGACAUGAGGCUGCCUUCACCAUCCGCAUAAGACACCCCCCCAACCCUCGGCUGUACCCGCCUGGGUCUCUACCCCAGGGAGGUGAGACUGCCCAGUACAACAUCAGCGCUCUGGUCACUAUUGCCACCAAGACCUUCCUUCGUUAUGAUCGGCUAAGGGCGCUCAUCGCCAGCAUCCGCCGCUUCUACCCAACGGUCACCGUGGUCAUCGCGGACGACAGUGACAAGCCAGAGCGCGUUAGCGGGCCCCACGUGGAGCACUAUCUCAUGCCCUUCGGCAAGGGCUGGUUCGCAGGCCGGAACCUGGCCGUGUCCCAAGUAACCACCAAGUACGUGCUGUGGGUGGACGACGACUUUGUCUUCACGGCGCGGACGCGGCUAGAGAGGCUUGUGGACGUGCUGGAGCGGACGCCGCUGGACCUGGUGGGGGGCGCGGUGCGCGAGAUCUCGGGCUUCGCCACCACCUACCGGCAGAUGCUGACCGUGGAGCCCGGUGCCCCAGGCCUCGGGAACUGCCUCCGGCAGAGGCGUGGCUUCCACCACGAGCUUGUCGGCUUCCCAGGCUGCGUGGUCACCGAUGGCGUCGUUAACUUCUUCCUGGCGCGCACUGACAAGGUGCGCGAGGUCGGCUUCGAUCCGCGCCUCAGCCGCGUGGCACACCUGGAAUUCUUCCUGGAUGGUCUCGGUUCCCUUCGGGUUGGCUCCUGCUCCGACGUCAUAGUGGAUCAUGCAUCCAAGUUGAAGCUGCCUUGGGCUUCAAGGGAUGCCGGGGCAGAGACUUAUGCCCGGUAUCGUUACCCUGGAUCACUGGACGAAAGCCAAGUGGCCAAACACCGCUUGCUUUUCUUCAAACACCGGCUGCAGUGCAUGACCUCAGAGUGAUGGCCACCGGGGCUUUCCGACUGUCAGGCUGGGCCUGUCUCCUUGUCCCUGCCAGGAACUUCAAGCAAACUCCACCACCCAGUGAGCAUCCCACUGACUGUCCUUACUCCCUAGUUCCUCACCCCUUCCUUUCAUAACCUGAUCCCAAAUAGGGGCUUGUCCUGGUGACACCCCUCCUUUCUGCAAGCACCCAGGGGCCUGAUGGAGCCAUAACCUCUCCCACAGCCAGUGCCAAGUCCUCCCCCCACCCCAUUUUCAUGGGGCAGGAAAUGGGGAAGUCACUUUCCAAGUGCCAAAGAGCCCAGGAGGACUCUAAGAACCUAAAGAGAAACACUCUUCUCUCAUCUCCUUGGGGCUGAGGGGUUGGAGAAGUUCCCCCAACACUAAUGUCAAGGCUGUGCCCUCUGCCCCCAUCUCUGGAUCCAGGACUCUGUGCACCGGCUUCAGCCCCACCCCCAGGGAGAGCACUUGUGACUCUGGAGCUGAAGUGGGGGCUGGUGAACACAUGGUGAAAGCCA